This is a messenger RNA of Marchantia polymorpha subsp. ruderalis, 2403 nucleotides long. NCBI's taxonomy places the organism in Eukaryota, Viridiplantae, Streptophyta, Marchantiopsida, Marchantiales, Marchantiaceae. The record is from the annotation of a GenBank genome assembly.
GCUUUUGCUCCCAGGCUCGUCCCUCGUUCCCUCGCUCCCUCGCUCCGGCCAUCGCCGAAAUAAAUCGAGCUCUCGUGUUCAAGAGUUUGAGUUUUGGCGCACAAAAUCCCGCGAGCUCAUCUCCCUUGACGCCUCGGAACAGUCCAUGUCCAUGCGGGCGCUGCGAUUUCUUGCUACGCUGCGAGCUCGGGCUUUAGCGCUUCCAUCUUCCGCAGGAUUUCGAGCCCGAUAGGAAAGAGGACGGGAGGGAGGUCGGGAGGUCGGGAGGCUCGGUUGAUCGUAGCGGGAGGUGGAUGGGUUGGCAGUGGGCGUAGCGUCAUCUGCUGUUCGAGCAGGAGAUGGGGCGAAUGACGGAUGUGCAAGAUUUUGGCAUGUGAUCCGAGGACGAGGAGGAAGCGAAGGCCCUGCGAUGCCUUCAGGCUCGACGGUGCCCGCAGUCUCGCGAGGAGGGAGCGCGCUAUUUUUUGCGGUGAGCGCGUAAUGUAGUUGAGCAUUCGGAGGUACGGGGUCGACGGAGAAAGGCACGAGGGCGCUGCGACGGAGAGGCGAUUGAGAGCGGAUUGUGAGGUGACGGGGGGUAGAAAGCUUUAGGGUGGUUGGUGCAUGCGGUGAAGUUGUUUGGAGCUGCGUUGUGCAGUAUGUCAGCAGCUUCAGCUUCGACAGGAAUUGCCGCCACCCCUGCAGCCGGAACCGCGGUGCCUUCAGUGGCACCAGCACCAUCUUCUUCUCGGCCCGCUGCGGUUCGCAAGCGAGCUUCUGCAGCCAAACCCUCGUCUCAGCAAGAAGAUGCGGAUGUUCCCGGGGCGAUUCUUCCCCCGUCGGGUCGAUCGGUGACUCGCAGGAGAGAUGCCGCCACCACUUCGGCAAACGGCGACAUAGUGGGCAGUGAGAUAGGCGCGCUGACGCAGCCCCGAGAGUUGAGCCAGACCCUACAUGCGGACCGCCCUCAGGGCUCCAAGCAAAAGAGCAUUGCCGUGCAGAGCCCAACAGGCCCCGCACCGAAGGCCACCACACCUGUCAAGAAGGUAGUGAAGAGUGCACAGAACAAAGAAGGCCAUGGUGUUGUUCGAAGGAGGCCUAGUUCAUUCUGGGAUGUGACGGGCCACUUGUUCUCGAGGUUCUUUGUUAUAUUUGUACUCGGUGUAGGACUCGGUACGAGUUUCUACAAUUGGAGAGUCCGGCCGCAAGCAGCGGAGUCUUCCGGAAUAUUGUCUACGGAGGUAGAAAAACUCGAAGAGUUUGUUGCCAAGACAACGAAAUGGAUGCAGGUGCAGCUGGAAGUCGUGGACAUUAAAAUAGGACAGGAGGUAGGUGAACUUAGGAAAGAGGUGCGCAAGGAGUUGGAUACGCAACAGUUGCACGUAGAGUCGGAAGUGCGCAACUUGAGAGAGAACCUCGACAAAGUUAGCUCUGCAUUGGAUGUGUUGUUCAGUACUGGAAGUCCUUUGACUAAAAGGGAAGCGUUGGAGCUCAUCAAGGAUGUUGUAGAUAGGAGGGCAGCCGAGGGUGAGGGCCAAGCUUUCAGUCUCGACGACGUAAGGGCCGCGGCCAGACAAGUUGUCAUGCGCGAAAUUGAGCGCCACUCGGCGGAUGGUAUUGGACGGGUGGACUAUGCCCUGGCUAGUGGAGGUGGUCGCGUCUUGGAGCACUCCGAAGGCUACUUCCAGGGGAGAGGAGGGGACUGGCGGAACUUGUUGAGUAUUCUGCCAGGUACCAAUCGCAGGCACGGGCUGUCCAACAAGGUACUGGAGCCCAGUUUUGGGGAACCGGGACAGUGUCUACCUUUGAAAGGAGAUGAUGUGUGGGUUGACAUAUCGCUGAGAACUACGGUACAGCCAGACGCUAUCACUGUCGAGCAUGUUUCCAAGGACGUGGCAUACGACGUAUCCAGUGCACCGAAGGAGUUCCGCGUUUUUGGUUGGCUUGAAUAUCGUGGACAGGUGGACAAGACAGCCCAAACCAGGACACAGAAGGUUUUAGGGGAGUUCCUAUACGAUAUCACGAAGCCGAGUGUACAGACCUUUGCCCUCUCUGAAGAGGAUGUUGGAGGUGACCUUAUCAACAUGAUCAGGGUACAUGUGUUGUCUAAUCAUGGUAGCCCUACCCAUACAUGUCUCUAUCGAAUUCGUGUUCACGGGUCUGAACCACAAUCGAAUUUAGCCCCUAGUUCUGAUUAGAAAUUGACUCAUGGGGUUCUGCUACAUGUAGAUUCAUAGGAGGGGAUUCACAAUGAAGCCCUGGAGAUAGUUAUCUGUGUUCUGCAGUUAUUUUGUGCUUCAGAACGUAUCAACUUCCUGAUGAAGCAAUCAUGACUGUCUCAAUUUUGCACGGCAGUGUAGGAGAUUUGAUUCUCUUUAUCACUUUUUAAUUUUCUUGGAAAGAUCACGUUCAAAGUUACUCUGA